Messenger RNA from Coffea eugenioides, 879 nucleotides. RefSeq lists its product as uncharacterized. The transcript is spliced from 4 exons. Bases 1 to 879 code for a protein of 292 amino acids. The record is from RefSeq and is a predicted model, not a curated record. Lineage: Eukaryota; Viridiplantae; Streptophyta; Magnoliopsida; Gentianales; Rubiaceae.
AUGAGUUUGUCGAAGUUUGCUCUUGAUUCUACUGAUUCAAUAACGGAAAAAAAGAGCCAACGUAAUAAAAAGUUAAGGGAGCAAUACGCUGCACUCUCUGCUCAAGAAAAGGAGAUUCGUUUGGCCAAACAGAGAGAGGCAUACCAAAGAAGGAAAUUAAAUAAAUUUUUAGCGCUUCCUGCUCACGAACAAUUGAAACGAGCUGAAAAAUCAGUUAUUGGGGAGACUUUUUGCAUUCACAGUAACCAAGCAAAGGUUGAAGACGAACAAGACCGUCUGGCAAAAAAGAAGGAAAUGCGUCGACAGAAACAGAGAGAGGCUUAUCAUAAGAAAAAAUUACGCCUAUCUUUUGAUACUCAUACAUCAAAAGAUACUGCAGAAAUUAUCGAUACUGCUCCUGCUACUGCAUUAACUGCUACCGUGAGUACCAAUUGCCUGUCGAGUGAAGAUCCAGAAAAUCUUCAAAAAAUGGAGAGUGCCACUUCUACGGCAGACAACAUAUUAUCUGCUAAAAUGCCAUCUCUAGAAAUUCUCCAAAAAAUGGAAAGUGUCAUUCCUGCUACAAACAACAUAUUAUUUGCUGAAGUACCACUUAAUUCUGGAUUAGUUAUUGAAAAGCCAGUUGACACUAAUGCAAAAGUAUUCUCAGAGACGAAUGUAUCCCAGUCAAACAACAAUGACAAAUGUGAAAAACACGUCACUGCUUUCUCAAGUUAUGACAAAGGAUCCUCCUCAAAUACAAAGUCCAGUGAUAAGUACAUAUGCUCUGGAAACUCUGCUACUCAUUGUUCAGAUGAACGUCGACUAUGCUCUGGUUGUUAUAAUUUUCUAUCUCAAAGCCUGCAGGAAUUAUUAGGUUCCACAUAUUUGAUUAUUUGA